Molecule: messenger RNA, 6118 nt
Organism: Nerophis ophidion (straightnose pipefish)
Lineage: Eukaryota; Metazoa; Chordata; Actinopteri; Syngnathiformes; Syngnathidae
Gene: ube2o
Product: (E3-independent) E2 ubiquitin-conjugating enzyme UBE2O
Exons: 23
Coding region: 242-4219 (1325 amino acids)
Source: RefSeq, a predicted model, not a curated record
CAGUGAAAGUGUCACGUGACUUACCUGCUGGCGUCCUCGCGUGUGCGUGUUUCUGCGAACGCGAUUUUAGCCGAGUUUAGCUACUUUUCGAGACGGGUGACGCAACCGAGUGACGUAAGCGCGCUCCCGCCAGGGGGUGCAUAAUUCGGCACAACACCCUCCCUGCUUGCAAGUUCGCCCUCAUUUCAGCGCACAGUCGGUCCUCCUCUCCUCGCAGCAUCACCGCCUUCAAACUGCAGCUAUGGCGGAACCCUCAGCACCGGAUUCGACGGACAGGGCCGGGCCAACCUCCCCAGUCCCGGUCCUGUCCCCCGCGCUCAGUCCGGGCUCGGAGCCCGCGUCCAUGGCCCUAUCCCCGGCCACGGACGGCUCCCAGCGGCUGCUCUUCUCCCACGACUUGGUCUCCGGCAGGCACCGAGACUCUGUCCGCUUCGGCCUGGUGCGGAUGAUCCACGGCGAAGAGGACUUCACCUCGGACUCGGACCUCGAUGACGGCGGAGGGAGAGUCGGGGGUGGAGGCGGAGGCGGACGUGUCCCGGGAAGCUCGGACACAGACAGCGCGGUGGGCAGUCGGCCUUUGGGUCGUGGAGUGGUCCGUGUCCAGUGGUACCCCGAUGGCGGCACUCAGGACAUGAAGGAAACAAAGCUGAAACUUGAAGACCGAUCCAUCGUGAUUCGAGAUAUUGUUCGGCGGAAUAAUUCGAACGACAACCAGUGUGGCAUUGUGACCGACACUGACAUCCAGUGUGCAGUGAAGCUCGUGGGGACAAACUGUGUCUUGUAUCCUGUCAAUAGCAGAGAGCUGCAGCACAUCUGGUCGUUCAUGUACGGUGACUAUAUAGCCUAUGACUUCUGGCUGGGGAAAGUGUACGACCUGACCAAUCACAUCAUCCUCAAGCUCUCCAACGGAGCCAGGUGUUCCAUGAGCGUGGAGGAUGGCGCCAUGCUGUACGACGUCAGUCCUCAUAUCAGCGAUUCGGGUCUAUUCUUUGAUGAGGCGUACGGCUUCUACCCAGGCCAGGUCUUGAUAGGUCCUGCUAAAUUAUUCUCUAAUGUCCAUUGGCUGUCUGGUGUCAAACCCGUCCUUAGCAGGAAGUGCAAGUUCAGGGCGGUGGUGGAAGAGGUAAAGGUGGAGGAGCUGAAGGUGACGUGGAUCACUAAAAGCUACUCCCCAAAAGGCUCUGACAGCAUCUAUCCUCCUCCUGGCACCAUCACCCAGGAGAAUCUUUGCAGGGUAAAGCGCCUUGGCUACUACGACCACACCCAGAGACAGCUUGGAGAGAGGGCACUUUACGUGUUCCCUGCCAAGGGGGACGCCACACGCAUCUCAUUUGAAGGGCCUGAAGGAGCCCAUGUCCUGUCCGAGGAUCCCGUGGUCAGAAAGUUGAAAAUAAUUUUAAAGAAGGAUUCCGGGAAGAAGACGGAGAAUGUUGAUGCACAAGGCGAGCACCAAUCAGAACAAACGGACUGCUGCCAUCACAACAGUAAUGGCCCUGUUGAACCCAACCCGAACCCCCUUGAUCCCCAAAACACACAUGGCGCCACUGCAGAACACUGGGAACAGGACGCAGAUGACGAAGCAGCAGAAGACACUGAUGAUACCAGCUCUCUGACGUCGUCGGCCAGCUCCACAGCCUCCUCUCAAAGCGGAGGCCUGGGAAGCAACCGCAAAAAGAGCAUCCCGCUGUCAAUCCGCAACCUGAAGAGGAAGCACAAGAAGAAGAGGACCAAAUUCUCCCGCGAGUUCAAACCCGGAGACUGCGUGGCUGUGGAAGUUGUAUCUACCAAGACAACAGCUGAUGUGAUGUGGAAGGACGGGCAGGUGGAGAAGGGGAUCAGAUCCAACGACCUCAUCCCCAUCCAGCACCUUGAUAGCCACGAGUUUUGUCCUGGUGACUUUGUUGUGGACAAACGACCCCAAGGCCUCCAGGACCCAGGGGUAUACGGCGUGAUCCAGUCCGGCGACCACAGGGGUAGAACGUGCAUCGUCAAGUGGAUUAAGCUCAAUGCCACCAGUGAUGAUGUGGAGGUUAUCGGUGUGGAGGAAGACGUCAGCGUGUACGACAUAGCUGAUCACCCUGAUUUCCAUUUCCGCACCACCGACAUUGUCAUUAGAAUAUGGAACUCUGAAGACGGCGAGAACGAGUGUGGAAAUGAGACAUCAGUUGGCCAAGUGUCCAGGGUGGACGUCAACAGCAAAGUGGAAGUAGUGUGGGCAGACAACUCCAUGACCAUCGUCCUCCCACAGCAUCUCUAUGGCGUAGAGUCCGAGAUGGAGGAGACGGACUAUGACUCUGUGGAGGAGACCAGCAGCGGCUUGUCCACCGAGGAGUGGGAGGAUGAGAGCGACAGCUGGGAGACGGACAACGGCCUCACCACGGAAGACGACAGCCACGUCAACGAUAUGGACGUCACGGAGACGUCGACCCCCGUCCCCCUCGACUCCUCCAUGUUCAUCAUUCCCCCUCCAGAGGGCGGCAAAGCCAGCAGUCCCACCAAAGCAGUGGAGGACCAAGUAGCCGUGGCUAGUGCUACUUCUGGAGGAGGAAGCACUCCAGCAGGAGCCGUCAACGGAGCUGAGAAGACCAGCAAGGACUAUGCUUCUCGGGGCUUCAGGGAGAUAAAGGAGGCCCUGAAGAUCCUGGAGAGCCUGAAGAACAUGACCGUGGAGCAACUCUGGACCAGCGUCUCUCCGACGUCCCCUACCUCAAUCGAACCGGCUUCGGCGGCGAGUUCGGCGCCGCCCUCGGCCCCCGAGAAGCCCACCAAGGAGAAGCGCUUCCUGGACGACAUCAAAAAGCUCCAGGAGAACCUGAGAAAGACGCUGGAUAACGUGGCCAUCGUGGAGGAGGAGAAGAUGGAGGCCGUGGUGGAAGCAGGUGGGGGUGCAGGCGCAGGGCCGCAGAAGGAGAAAGGCGGAGAGGAGAAGCCCCACCCUGAGCCUCAGACGCCGGUGGGUGGACAAGAGUGGCCCAGUGACUUUCUGAGUGACACACCUGUACUGUGCCAACAGAGUGGCGGCAAACCUGGCGUCACCUUUACCAGUGCCAAAGGCGAAGUGUUCUCUGUGCUGGAGUGGGCACCGGACACUCAUUCCUUUCACAAAAUGGAAUUUCAGCCAGCCGAGGCUAAGAAGUUCUUCAGUACUGUCAGGAAGGAAAUGGCUCUGCUGGCGACGUCGCUGCCCGACGGCAUCAUGGUCAAGACUUUUGAGGACCGCAUGGACCUGCUGUCAGCGAUGGUCAAGGGGCCCACUCGGACGCCGUACGAGGACGGCUUGUUCCUCUUCGACAUCCAGCUGCCCAACAUUUACCCGGCCGUGCCGCCUCUCUUCCGCUACUUGUCUCAGUGCAGCGGCCGCCUCAACCCCAACCUCUACGACAACGGCAAGGUGUGCGUCAGUCUGCUGGGCACCUGGAUCGGCAAGGGCAAUGAAAGAUGGACCAGCAAGUCCAGUUUGCUCCAAGUCCUCAUCUCCAUACAAGGUCUGAUCCUGGUCAACGAGCCCUACUACAACGAGGCCGGCUUCGACAGCGACCGCGGCCUCCAGGAAGGCUACGAGAACAGCCGGUGCUACAACGAGAUGGCCCUGAUCAAAAUGGUCCAGUCCAUGACUCUGCUCCUGCAGCACCCGGUGGAGGUCUUCCAACAGGAGGUCCAGGAACAUUUUCUUUCCAACGGAUGGCGGCUGGUCCACCGGCUGGAGGCGUGGCUGGAGCUGCACGACGCCGCCGAGAGGAGUCAUGUGGCGGCGUCCUCCCGGGGUCACCAUGCUAAGGCGGAGCAGCUUCCUGUGGCCCACAGCAGCCCCAAGAAGCCCGGGCUCGGGCCCAGUAUCUUGGAGGAGGAGCUGGAGGAUUCAGGACUGAGCCCUUCCACCUCUCAGCAGGAGGUCAGCCACAUCUCAGACAAGGAGAACAAGGACCACGCCGGCCAAUCUGUUUCCGCCGCCAGCGAUGCGGGGCCGGUGGUGCGACCCAAGAAACGGAGAAAGAGCUACCGCAGUUUCCUCCCGGAGGGCAGCGGCUACCCGGACAUCGGCUUCCCGCUCUUCCCGCUCUCUAAAGGCUUUGUGAAGAGCGUCCGCGGCGUGCUGCUGCAGUAUCGAGCUGCGCUGGUGGCCGCCGCCAUCCCCGAUCGCGCCGAGGACAAUGCCGCGCGCAGAGAAAAGGACCUAGCCCGCCCUGGAGGAAGCCUCACCUGCAGCGCAGACAGGUAACCACACAGGUGUUGUCGUGACCGAGCAGAAAACAAACCGUGCCAUGAAUCCUGAUCCACCUCAUGAGGAGGCCAUGUUUUUAAAGCCGCUGCCACUUUGUAGCACUACUGACACCAUCCCGCACUUACCUGUCACGCCCCCUUUUUUUCCCCAUGCUUUCUGCCAAAUCCCACACUCAAAAUGUAGUGAAUGUCAUCAAACUGCCAACUGCUUCUCCAUUGCUUCCACCACACACGCUGAAGCACGCAGCAAACAGUGUGCACACUGCACUUAUGCUGGAGUUCACUCCCAAUCCUCAUGUGAGACCACAACACAUCUUUCUUAGUUCUCACUAGCAAUGGAGGUCACGGAAGUCGCUCUAUUCUGCCUAUAAAGCGCUGUAAAUCUAUAUAGACACUAAGUAUAUGUGUCAUGCAGUAACGGCCACAUUUAUAAUGACAUUUCAUAUUUACCUAUUUUGCUCAUUUGAAGCAUAUUCAUUUCAGACACUUCACAUUUUCUUUUCCCUUGGACAACAAACACUGAGCGUCAUGUCGCGGUAUUGCCAAGUGCUAAACAAGAAAUACGAACAAAAUAAAACACUUACUGUACAAUGUCGGCUCGCACCGGGAUGUUUCUAUGUCUCCGUUUAGAUGAAGAAUUAAUCAUAAAUUAUCAUCAAAGAAAGUCAAACUUGACCAACUUCUCGGUUUAUGGCCACAAUCUUCUUCUACACGAGUAAAAGGCAUGAUUUAUAAUCUACAAUUACCUUUCACCAACUCGGAGGCAAUGCAGCAGCUCACCACUAGCACUCUGGGAUCACAGCUUAUAAAACAAAUAGUGCUAAUACUUGGCUACUAUGACAUGUAAAUGGAGUAUUGUUGGAUGUUUUUUAGAGGGCUUGAGGCCUACUUGCAUAAAAAAGAAAAAUGUGUUCUUGUCCUACAUAAGGAUUGAGAAUUCUCAGCACAAUUCCAAAAAAAAAAGUGCAGUUCCCCUUCAAGGUUCACUUUUUAUAUCAUGGCCGCUCCAUCACUGCAACCACCUUAAAUAAGACAACCUCCCACUCUAUUGUCUCAUUGAUAUGUUGCCUUACUUGGGGGAGGGGGGGAAGAUCUUGUACAGGAAAAAAAAAAAGAAAGUCCCACCAUAUCCACCUUGUUGCCAGUGUAGAGUUUUGUAUGCAUCCCCCUUCAAAGUGCAUGAAAGUACUCGCUCCUACCCCGCCCGGGACAGAAGGGGGAAUGACAGUCCUAAGUUGAUGCUGUCGUUUACUGUCAACCACAAAAGUGAGACUUGUGCUUCCUCGGGAGUCUUUUGUUUACAUGGCUUUUCUUUUUAAACAACAACAAACCGCUUUCCAUCUCACUUGCUUUCGCUGAUGCCGCCGUGCUUGUAAAAAAUGCCGUGUGUGAGCUCGCUAGACUUGAGGUCUUCCACACACACACACACACACACACACACACACACACACACACACACACACACACACACACACACACACACACACACACACACACACCUCUUCAGCCAUCAGGCCGCCGGGGUUGCGACUUGCUAUUUUGCUGCAGAGGAAGCGGCUGAAGCUCUGAAAGCAAGAAGACGUUGCUAGCGCGCCAUGUUGUGUGAGAAAUGUGCCGAGCCGCAUCCCGCCAAAGCAUGUGACAUGUUGCUUUAACUCCUUUGAAGACUUGACUGCGCACAUCUCCACAGUGGCCUGCUACACACACAUGUAUAGAAAGUAUGAUGACCCAGUGCCCAUGUCAGGGAUGUAUUGCAAUGCAUACAGGAGAUGAUUAUAUUCUAAGAUGUGUACAAAAUACCACUGAUGUCAUUUUCUUCUUUUUUUAAUUUUAAUUGCUUUUUUUUGUGUUGAAAGAGUUGUAUUAUAAUGUAUUAAACAUUGCAAGCAGUACCUUA